Messenger RNA from Callorhinus ursinus (northern fur seal), 828 nucleotides. The record is from RefSeq and is a predicted model, not a curated record. NCBI's taxonomy places the organism in Eukaryota, Metazoa, Chordata, Mammalia, Carnivora, Otariidae.
AUGGACAGAAGAAACCAGACCAGCAUCUAUGAAUUUCUUCUCACCAGCUUCUCUGAGUGGCCAGAGAAGCAACCUCUCCUGUUUGGGCUUUUUCUGGGCAUGUACCUGGUCACCAUUGUGGGGAACCUGCUCAUCAUCCUAGCCAUUGCCUCUGACCCACACCUCCACACCCCCAUGUACCUCUUCCUAGCCAACCUGUCCUUUUCUGACAUUGGUUUUAUCUCCACAAUAAUUCCCAAGAUGCUAGAUAAUAUUGGCUCAGGAAGUAAACUGAUUUCUUAUGGUGGGUGUCUGACACAGUUUUAUUUCUUUGGCCUGUUUGCAGAUCUGGACAACUUUCUCCUGACUGUGAUGGCACUUGACCGCUAUGUGGCCAUCAGCCACCCCCUCCAUUAUGCCAUGACCAUGAACUCCCAACGGUGUAUCCUGUUGGUGACUGGGUCUUGGGUGGUCACUACCUUCCAUGCCCUAGUGCAUACCCUCCUGGUGAUGAGGCUUUCUUUCUGUGGCCCCAAUAUCAUCCCCCAUUUCUUCUGUGAUCUGGUCCCACUCCUGAAUCUGGCCUGCUCCAGUACUUAUGUCAAUGAGCUGGUGCUCAUCCUUGUGGCAGGAACAUUGCUAAUUGGACCCUUCAUCUGCAUCCUUACAUCUUACUUUUAUAUUGCUUUGGCUAUUCUAAGAAUCAGUUCCACAAAGGAAAAGGUAACAGGAGGGUUCGUAGGACAAGCUGUAGUCCCCAUUGCUACAGUUUGCCUCAAGAUUGUAGUUAAAAUGUCGUCCCCUCCACCAGAUCUCCCUUCUACUUGUUCCGUGCUUCUACUGAUCUAG